Ictidomys tridecemlineatus (thirteen-lined ground squirrel) is the source of this 5107-nucleotide messenger RNA. The record is from RefSeq and is a predicted model, not a curated record. NCBI's taxonomy places the organism in Eukaryota, Metazoa, Chordata, Mammalia, Rodentia, Sciuridae.
AUAGAGACACUUCCUUCUCAGCUAGAAUAUUUUUAUCUGGAACUGUUGUCGGUUCUUCAGAUGAUCCUACCACUGAAUGUCCGAGUUUCAUUGUCUGGUCCAACCUAGACUGUGGAUAUCCACAAGGUUCCGGCAAUAGUUUGCAGGUGCAUGGAUUCUUUUUUGUUUUUGUUUGGGAGGAAGAGGGAGGGCCUGGGAGCCUCUGCCAACCAGGCUUCAUAUUCUUACAAAUGCAUGUAGAAAUUACUGAACUUACAGUGUUUCUAACGUCUUUCUAUAAGAGAAGAAAACUUCAUAGCCUCAACCAUGAAGAAAUCCAACUGUGUAGGGCAUGGAGCUGGAGAACUAUGAGCAGCCGGUGAUUCUGAGAGAGGACAACCUCCGCCGGCGUCGGAGAAUGAAGCCACGCAGCGUGGCGGCCAGCCUGUCCUCCAUGGAGCUCAUCCCCAUUGAGUUCGUGCUGCCCACCAGCCAGCGGGACACCAAGAUUCCGGAAACGGCGCUGCUGCACGUGGCGGGGCACGGCAACGUGGAGCAGAUGAAAGCCCAGGUGUGGCUGCGCUCGAUGGAGACUAGUGUGGCCGCGGACUUCUACCACCGGUUGGGUCCGGACCACUUCAUCUUGCUCUACCAGAAGAAGGGACAGUGGUACGAGAUCUAUGACAAGUACCAGGUGGUGCAGACCCUGGACUGCCUGCGGUACUGGAAGAUGCUGAAUAAGAGCCCAGGUCAGAUCCACGUAGUACAGCGGCAUGCGCCCUCCGAGGAGACCCUGGCCUUCCAGCAGCAGCUCACCGCCCUCAUCGGCUACGACGUCACUGACAUCAGCAACGUGCAUGACGACGAGCUGGAGUUCACACGCCGCCGCCUGGUCACACCUCGCAUGGCAGAGGUGGCAAGUCGCGAUGCCAGGCUCUACGCCAUGCACCCCUGGGUGACAUCCAAGCCCCUCCCUGAGUACCUGUCAAAGAAGAUUACCAACAACUGCAUCUUCAUUGUCAUCCAUCGCAGCACGACCAGCCAGACCAUCAAGGUCUCAGCUGAUGACACCCCAGGUGCCAUCCUCCAGAGUUUCUUCACCAAGAUGGCCAAAAAGAAGUCACUGAUGGACAUCCCGGAAAGCCAAAAUGAGCAGGAUUUUGUGCUGCGUGUCUGUGGCCGGGAUGAGUACCUGGUUGGUGAAACACCCAUCAAAAACUUCCAAUGGGUUAGGCACUGCCUUAAGAAUGGAGAAGAGAUUCAUCUAGUGCUGGACAGGCCUCCGGACCCAGCCCUGGAUGAGGUGAGGAAAGAAGAGUGGCCACUGGUAGAUGACUGCACCGGAGUCACCGGCUACCAUGAGCAGCUGACCAUCCAUGGCAAAGAUCAUGAGAGUGUGUUUACUGUAUCCCUGUGGGACUGUGACAGGAAGUUCAGGGUCAAGAUCAGAGGCAUUGAUAUUCCUGUCCUACCCCGAAAUGCAGACCUCACAGUUUUUGUGGAAGCAAACAUCCAGCAUGGGCAGCAAGUUCUUUGCCAAAGAAGAACCAGCCCCAAACCCUUCACAGAGGAGGUGCUCUGGAAUGUAUGGCUCGAGUUCAGUAUCAAAAUCAAAGACUUACCCAAAGGGGCUCUACUGAACCUCCAGAUAUUCUGUGGCAAAACUCCUGCACUGUCAGGCAAAGCCUCUGCAGAGACUCCCAGUUCAGAGUCCAAGGGCAAAGCUCAGCUUCUUUACUAUGUAAACCUGCUACUGAUAGACCACAGGUUCCUCCUGCGCCAUGGGGAAUAUGUGCUCCACAUGUGGCAGAUAUCUGGGAAGGGAGAAGACCAAGGGAGCUUUAAUGCGGACAAGCUCACGUCUGCCACCAACCCAGACAAAGAGAACUCAAUGUCCAUCUCCAUUCUUCUGGACAAUUACUGUCACCCAAUAGCCCUGCCUAAGCAUCGGCCCACUCCUGACCCCGAAGGUGACCGAGUUCGAGCUGAAAUGCCCAACCAGCUUCGAAAGCAACUAGAGGCAAUCAUAGCCACUGAUCCACUUAAUCCCCUCACAGCAGAGGACAAAGAAUUGCUCUGGCAUUUUAGAUAUGAAAGCCUGAAGCAUCCCAAAGCAUAUCCUAAGCUAUUUAGCUCAGUGAAAUGGGGACAGCAAGAAAUUGUGGCCAAAACAUACCAACUGUUAGCCAGAAGGGAGGUCUGGGAUCAAAGUGCUUUGGAUGUUGGGUUAACAAUGCAGCUCCUGGACUGCAACUUUUCAGAUGAAAAUGUCAGAGCCAUUGCAGUUCAGAAACUGGAGAGCUUGGAGGACGAUGAUGUUUUGCAUUACCUGCUGCAGCUGGUGCAGGCCGUCAAAUUUGAACCAUACCAUGACAGUGCCCUGGCAAGAUUUCUGCUGAAGCGUGGCUUAAGGAACAAAAGAAUCGGUCACUUCUUGUUUUGGUUCUUGAGAAGCGAGAUUGCUCAGUCCAGGCACUAUCAGCAGAGAUUCGCCGUGAUCCUGGAAGCCUAUCUGAGGGGCUGUGGCACAGCCAUGCUGCAGGACUUUACUCAGCAGGUCCAAGUCAUCGAGAUGUUACAAAAAGUCACCAUUGAUAUUAAGUCACUCUCUGCUGAGAAGUAUGACGUCAGUUCCCAAGUUAUUUCACAACUGAAGCAAAAGCUUGAAACCCUGCAGAAUUCUAAUCUCCCAAAAAGCUUUAGAGUUCCCUAUGAUCCUGGUCUGAAAGCAGGAACCCUGGUGAUUGAAAAAUGUAAAGUGAUGGCCUCCAAGAAAAAGCCCCUGUGGCUUGAGUUUAAAUGUGCAGAUCCUACAGCUCUCUCCAAUGAAACAAUUGGAAUCAUCUUCAAACAUGGUGAUGAUCUGCGCCAAGACAUGCUUAUUUUACAGAUAUGUGUCAGGAUAUUAGAGUUAUUGUGGGAAAAUAUCCAUGACAGAGCCCCCUUCUCCAUCAAACUCCUCAUCCUCAAUGUAGGAAUGAUCGAGAUCGUGAAAGAUGCGACAACAAUUGCCAAAAUCCAGCAAAGCACAGUGGGCAACACGGGUGCGUUCAAAGAUGAAGUCCUGAAUCACUGGCUCAAAGAAAAAUGCCCCAUCGAAGAAAAGUUUCAGGCAGCAGUGGAGAGAUUUGUUUAUUCCUGUGCAGGCUACUGUGUGGCAACCUUUGUUCUUGGAAUAGGCGACAGACACAAUGACAAUAUUAUGAUCUCAGAAACAGGAAACCUAUUUCAUAUUGAUUUUGGGCACAUUCUUGGGAAUUAUAAAAGUUUCCUGGGCAUUAAUAAAGAGAGAGUGCCCUUUGUGCUCACCCCAGACUUCUUGUUUGUGAUGGGAACUUCUGGAAAAAAGACAAGCCCACACUUCCAGAAAUUUCAGGAUGUCUGUGUCAAGGCCUACCUAGCCCUUCGCCAUCACACAAACCUGCUGAUCAUCCUGUUCUCCAUGAUGUUGAUGACAGGAAUGCCCCAGUUAACCAGCAAAGAAGAUAUCGAGUACAUCCGGGAUGCCCUGACAGUGGGGAAAAACGAGGAGGAUGCUAAAAAGUACUUCCUUGAUCAGAUUGAAGUUUGCAGAGACAAAGGAUGGACCGUGCAGUUUAAUUGGUUCCUGCACCUUGUUCUUGGCAUCAAGCAAGGAGAGAAACACUCAGCCUAAUACUUUGGGCUGGAGUAAAAAACAACUCUGUGUUCUAAAGCUUUUAAAUCGGCACAUCAGAGUCAUCAAGCUUGUAUUUAAAAUGCAACAGGACAUGGUAAGAGCUGGCACUUAACAGAGCUCCUUUCCUAGCUGAACUCCUCACUGGAGAAAAGAAACGAUGGGCAGCACCGACUGCUGAAGUUAUAUUCAGCGCUGGGCUUCUUUGCAGGUUUGUUUCUUCUCUUUCGUCUCAGUGAUGCUGGAGGACAUUUCGAGUUGAGACAGACUGAUGAUGUCCUUACGGGGGCCUGAUAUUUUGACUAUCUUAUUGAGUGCUUCUGGAAAUUCUUUAGAAUAGUUGAUGACAUCUGUUUUACUCUCAAUUUUGGUUCUCCUCCUGUGCUUUAAGCUCUCCAGGAAAAAAGAUGCAACUGUUGUAACCUUUGUCUCAUUCCUCAAAUGAUGCUUCCAAACCUCCCCUUGGUGUUGGCAGAUGUCAGUGGUGUGCUAAAAGCAAGGAAAGCAUGUUAGUCUUUUCAGUAUCUUUUGCAAUCAGAUUCUUUAACACUGUGCAGCUGAGAUGCACAGAGGGGAAACCCUUAACUUUGCCAGCCUGCCUCCAGGGUAAUGGAUAUCCAAAACAGAGAUGAGACCUUUUAUUAUCCAAUACAAUUAGUGUGGCCUCCAGCACAGAAACCGGAAGUCACCAAUAGGGCUCUGCUGGCCUGCACCUGCUCAUUCCCUCUCUCCCUUCCUCCCUGACUCCCUUCUUCUUCAGGUGAGACCUUUCUGCAACCCUUUGUGAACCUGUGAGAACAUCAAGGACAUCUUUACCUUAGACCUCAAAACUUGGCUGAAAAAAGAUUUGUAUUCUAGGAUUACUAGAAUUAUAAGUACUAGUUUAUGAAGAUGUUUAGUGGAUUUUUUUAAAAGUAUGUUAUUAAGGGAGGAAUUCUAGAAAAUAUGAUUUUAUUAAUAUGAUAGUUUCCACAUGCUUUAAUUUAAAUUUUUGGUCUUAAUAUAUAUAUUUUUUAAUUUUUAAAUAGAAGAAGAUAUUUGUUAUUUAAGGAGUUUGAAAGAACACUACUUGUCUUACCCAUUUCUUGGUUUCAUAGACUUUUAGACUUUGGUACAUCCUGUAUUUACUGAAAACAACUAAAAUAUCUUCCUUAAAAAAAAUUUCAUCUCUUAAGUUUCUUGCCAGUUUCAUCUCUUAAGUUUUUUGAUUAACCUCAGAGAGAGAUCAUUAAAUAUUAUAUUAUUUAUAUAAUAUCUUUAAUUACCUGUAGUUAAUAAAUUACAUAAAAAUAAUUAUGUUGAUGGUGUCUACAUUUAAGUAUAAUCAGAUAUAAAUAUAUUUCUAAUUUUUUUAAUUUUCAAAAUAGAUACCCAAUGGACUUUGAUGUAGCCCAUUAAAAAAAAAAAAAACCUCUCUUUUGUGUAUUAAAAAGCCAAGGGAUGCUCAACUCUGGCUGCAAAUAAGAACCACCA